AUGAAUAUCGUACACGUCCCCAAGAAGACCCCGGUGUCACCCGACACCCCCUCCUUUGGAAUCGAAUUCGAAUUCCUCAUCGCCGUUCUCGCUAAACCCUCUAUCGAAAACCCCAACCCCUCCGAUCCACGAACUGUCUACUUCCCCUCCACCCCCGAAGAUAACGCACCAGCCUACUUCCGAAUCCCCGUCGGAAAAGAAGACUGGGCCAACGAAUGGUCAAUCUACGCACACAUCAAACGUAGUCUCGCCUCCAUUGGUCUCCCCACCGAACCCGAAAAAGCCCAUUCCAAUUUCGCCAUGUGGGAAAUCACUCGAGACGGCUCCAUCACGCCUCCCAAACCCCCUCACCGUCGCCACAAAAAAGCCUACGCCGAUUGGCAAGCUUACACUUAUUACCCCAUCGAAGUCCGCACUCCCGCAUACUACUACUGCGAAGAUGCGCUCCGAGACAUUGCCGAUUUCUGUAAAAUCAUGCGCAAAAACUACCUCGUCACCGUCAACAAAUCAUGCGGUCUCCACGUCCACGUCGGCUACGGAACGCAGGGAUUUACCCUCCCGCACCUCCGUCGUCUGGGCGCUAUGAUCCAAGCCUUCGAACCGCAAUUCGAUUCCAUUCACCCGGAACAUCGUAUCGAUUCCCGAAACGAUCAUUGUGUCUCUUUCCGCGGAAACACGUAUUUCCAGUGGAAAUACAAGCAGGAUUUUAAUCGAUCCCCGCGCGUGCUCGAAACCAUCGCGACGCUGCUAGCGUGCGAAAGCAGAGAUGCUUUUCGUACGUGUGUGGCGAGUGAGGGGGCCGCAGGUGCGCAUUCGUUUGUGGGACAUAAGACGGCGUGGAAUUUUGAUCGCAUGGGAACGGAGACGAGACCGCGCGACAGGGUUUUGCCGGAUACGAUUGAGUUUCGCGGACAUGAGGCGUCGUUGGAUGCGGAGGUGGUGGGGAAUUGGGUGAGGGUUUUGGUGGGGUUGGUGGUGUACUCGCGGAGUCCUGAUCCUUGGGGGUUUGGGGAGUUGCUUUCGAGAGUGAAGGGGGAGAUGUGGGAGAGAGGGGAGAGGAAUCAGAGGAUUACUGGGAGAGGAAGAUAUGAACCCGGUGGGGUUAUGUAUAGACCUGUUUUUGGAGAGGAGUGGUGUGGCUUGGUGGAUUUACUGAGAGUUUUGAAACUAGAGGGCCCGGCACUGUACUACGAGAAUCGAAAAGGUAGGUGGUUGGAAAAUGGAGUUUAUAAUCAUUGGUAUACGCAGGCUCCGAGCGAGUAUGUUAUACCUGUUGAUGAGGAUCAUAAUGAUAAUGAUAACGAUAACGACGAUAAUAAUGAUGAUGGAGAAGAUGAUAAUUCUUCACCUUCAUCAAAAUCAUCUUCGGGUUCGAAAUCAGGUCGUUUCGAUCCUUUCAAUCCUAAAUCUAUUACUCCCGAGAAACCGGUUGAGAAACCUGAAGAGAAGAAACCAGAAGGUGUGGUAGCAACACCAGUUGAUCUAUCACAAUUCGACAUCGAUGUCGGAUUUUCCGAUCCUUCUUCUUCUCCUUCCACAAAGGUAAGUCAUCCCCAACCCCCACCCGAACCCUCAUCAGCAAAUCCAUCUAGCAAAAAAUCCGACUCUCCAGAAUCUUUUCCUACGCGUCCGAACCCUGGAGUGGCAAUCGAGAUACCCAUUUCUGAUGUUUCUUCCGAGAAACCAGAUGUCGCGGAAUCGAAACCUACUCCCACCCCGCGCACCGGAUUCCGAGUCCCUUCUUCUUCCUCCUCUUCAAGUACCAAUUCUAGCACCGAAUCUGUUUCCCUCACUUUAUCUCACUAUGAACGCGAAGCCGCCAAGGCUCGCGCGUUUACGGCGAAAUUUUGGCAGGAGGAGAAUAAGAGAGGGAAAGCAGAGGCGGUGAAGAAGGAAGAGGAGAGAAAACGAGAGUUUGAAGAGAAGGCGGAAAAAAAUAGAAAAAAGAGUAGCAUGGAUAUCGGAAGCGAGAGAGCCCCGAGCGAUAGAAGCGCGGGCUCCAAACCCGAGUUUACGGACUUGGGGCCGCAGGAAGAAGAAGUGUGGAAGCCAGAGGGAUGGAGAGGCGUAGAUGGAGAAGAGGUAAGCGAAGAGACGAAAGUCCUCGAGGAAGAGAAGAAACGUGCGGAAGAGCAAACACGCCAGGAAGAAUUAAUCCGUAAUCUCAAACCCGGGAUUGGAUAUCUCAAACCGGUUCGUCAUCCUCCUCUCCGCGCUCUCCCCGGCGCUGUCAAAUUCACCAAGCGCACUCAAGACCAACACUCGCAUCUCCUUCAAGGUACUACCCCUGAAGAAAUCGAAGCCCUCGCCCCCAACACAUCCAACUUCCUCGGACGUCCCUUCCACCGCCUCUUCCGCGCGCCCUCCUCCCCCUUCCUCGAAUACGCCCCUUCAGGCGCAGGAAUGGAUCCUAAUCGCAACCCGUAUCCUGGCCCCGUCCCCUUCAUCAACGAAUACCACGCCGCCGCCCUAACAGACGCCCUCGAAAGCACCAUCGGCGAACCCUGGAGCGAGGACCACGAACUACUACCUCGCUCCGAAGGCCUCGCACGCAUGCUGCGCGGCCGCCAAUUGUACGAAGUGUCGCCGACCAUCAAGAAACGUCUCUUGGGAUACAAUUUCACCAUCGAUCAUCGCAACCGCGGGACGAAACUCCAAGGACUUUUUCCCGCGCGCGCGCACACCGUGGAGGAAUUCGAAGCGGCCGACGAUCGCUGGUGGCGCGGCCAACUCGCCGAAGGGGAGAUUGUGAGACUGGAAGGAUUGGCGGCGAGUUCCGAUGAGGGGGUUGCGCUGACGGCGCUGGAGAUGCUGGAGCUCUGGCGGAGAGGUGAUGCUCAGUAUCUGUAUGAGCCGGAGGGUGUGCAGAAUCCGUUUUCGGCGGCGGCGAGAACCCAGGUGCAGGUCGAGGAGGAUGUUAGUCCCGGGGAGGUGGUGUUUGGUCCGGAGACGGAUCCGAAUGCGAUUGUGCCGGCUAGGGAUCCGAGGAUAGCGGAGAGAAGGAGGUUUAGGGAUAUAUGGGAGGCGGAUGAGAGAGCGAGGAGAAAGUUGGAGGAGGAGGAGGAGGAGGAGAUGGAGAAGGAAAUAGAGCGGAUAGAGGCGGAGAAGAAGAGGAGGAUGGAGUUUGCUAUUGCGAAGAUUUUGAAGGCAAGAGAAGAGGCUGCGGAGAAGAAGAGGAAGGAGGAGGAGGAGGAAGAAGAAGAGGAAGAAGAGGAAGAAGAGGAAGAAGAGGAAGAAGAGGAAGAAGAGGAAGAAGAGGAAGAAGAGGAAGAAGAGGAAGAAGAGGAAGAAGAGGAAGAAGAGGAAGAAGAGGAAGAAGAGGAAGAAGAGGAAGAAGAGGAAGAAGAGGAAGAAGAGGAAGAAGAGGAAGAAGAGGAAGAUACAACUAGUGCGGCCCCGGAGCCGGAAAAUAGUUGGCAGAGAGGUGAUGAGGGAGGGUUUGGAACGGUUUAG
Botrytis deweyae is the source of this 3453-nucleotide messenger RNA. RefSeq lists its product as uncharacterized. The record is from RefSeq and is a predicted model, not a curated record. The transcript has a single exon. Bases 1 to 3453 code for a protein of 1150 amino acids. Lineage: Eukaryota; Fungi; Ascomycota; Leotiomycetes; Helotiales; Sclerotiniaceae.